Messenger RNA from Ostertagia ostertagi, 282 nucleotides. Lineage: Eukaryota; Metazoa; Nematoda; Chromadorea; Rhabditida; Trichostrongylidae. The record is from the annotation of a GenBank genome assembly.
GAAGAGGAGAAGUUCGAAGAAAAGGAAGGCAUUAUCGUGUGUCGCCAUUGCUAUCUGAACGGCAAAAAUCCGAAGUGUGCAGGUUGCCUGGAUGGCAUUGAUGUGAAAUAUGAUGUGGCAGCGGACAAGAUUUGGCAUAGAACGUGCUUUCAAUGUAGCAUCUGUCUACAGCCGCUGAAUCGCUAUUUUGUUGAAAAUGACAGAGGCCUCCCGAUGCAUCGCCAUUGUUAUUGGAAAGAACUACUUUACAAAGAAAUAGUUACAUCGUUCACUUCAAACAGA